Hylaeus anthracinus is the source of this 3431-nucleotide messenger RNA. RefSeq lists its product as uncharacterized. The transcript is spliced from 12 exons. The record is from RefSeq and is a predicted model, not a curated record. Lineage: Eukaryota; Metazoa; Arthropoda; Insecta; Hymenoptera; Colletidae. The coding region runs from base 306 to 3431 and encodes 1041 amino acids.
CUGACACGAUCGGUGGUCCAACCAGAAAUUUAACAAGGCUAGUACACGUUUACGAAUCUGUAUUAGAGAAGAUAGGGAAAAAGUUGAUUCGAUUUCUGUAUUAUCAUAUACAUGAAAUGAAAUUCCCUUCGAGACAUCGGUUUGAGCCGUUAGUUUGUUUUCGCACCUUGUGCACAUACAUGUAUACAUAUGUAUAUGCACACCUCCUAUUUUUACCUAUGAUAUAGAAAAAAUUUGGAUACUUUUAUGUAGUUUAAAGAUUCGGUGAGAGAAAAAUCUAGAAAGGAGGAAGAAAAAUCGGAGAAAUGGCGACAGGACGCAUCGGUUGCGAACAAGAGGAGACGAGUUUGGAAAAUUCGUCGGAAAUUCCGAGAUACGGCAGCUUUCGAAAUAGAAGAACAUUCGGGAAAUACGCCAAGAUUUUCCGUAUAGUUUUAGCGAGAUGGAUAUCGAUUUACAGCCAACUUCGCGACGAGAAACUGAACGAAGAAGCCGAGGACGACGACUUGAUUUUGCCGAGCAACGAAGACUGGCGGCAUCGAGUCUACUAUAGAUUGGUCGAGUUGCAAAGAGAAUGCGAUGCAGAACUCGCGAUGAAAAGGGCCGGCGAGACUGGGCUAGAAAUGGAAUACCGAAAAAAUGAAAUGGAGCGGAUAACGACGGCGGAUUCGAAGGUGGAAGAAGAGCAAAGGAGCAUCUGGGAAUGGGAGCCAGAGAUCCGCGAGUAUCCUUUGAAGGUGAAAACGAGAAGUGACAGCAAAGAAUCGAGGGAAUCGGUGGUGAACGUUUGCGGUAUCGCCGGUUCGAUGACGGAAGCCUGCGUUCAGCCAGGUUGGCGAGUCAACGACAUCCUGUUGGCUGCCAAAGUUCUUCAAAGGGAUUCGACUGGACCCGCCUAUUCGGACGAGGCUGAGAUGCGUCGAGUGUUUGGUCUCGUUUACGACGUGCUUAGAUACAAGAAAAUUUUCAGCCGUGCCCUGAAGGAGGUACAAUUUUGGAGUCGCAACGACACCCUCAAGGAUCGAGAGCGGAUCGUUUGGUUGCUGUUGUACGAUAUGCAAGGAAGAAAGUUUGCGAGACGAGGCGAAGUUACCGCCGUCGAAGAACGCGAGAAAAUGUUCGAGGCUGCAGGAUUGACGAGUAUCGAACAGGCACUUUUGAAGGUGAAAACUCAUCUUGCCGCGAGUAUUUCGCGCCUACGAAUCCGUGGCUCGGCUCUCAGUCUCGAUGAGCUGUUGCCGUCUCGUUUGCGUAUCAUCGAAGGUGUCGCUUGGGGCGAGGAAGCCGCGAUCGCUUCUGGAUGGAUCAACGGUAACAAGAUCGCUAGCAAGCAACAGUUCCUGGAAGAGAUGUCGAAACUGAAGUUGGUCCACUCCGAGAAUGGAGAGGCAACGGAGCUCGAGGAUACCGGUUACGUGUUUGAUGCCAUUUGUCCUAAAAUGAUUAACUUGCACGAAAAUGCCAGAGAAAUAUUGGCCGUCUCUAGUCUCGUUCGCGAGCAUCGUUUCGUAUUUCUAGAAAGAUCGUUAUGUCUGGGUGCAGCGGCAUUGGCACGGGCGAUUCGAGUCGGCCGUUUUUGCGGACCGAUAGUUUUAACCCACUGCCUGGCGCCGCGGCACACCGGAUACCUGGCGGAGCUGUUGGGAGACAUCGAGGACGCCGGCAGACUGUUGGCUUUUGGUGCUGGCGAACGUCUCUGCGAGUACGAGACGUAUCUGAGAGAUCUCGGCGUGACGUUGCAACGAUGUCGCGUAUUUUCCGACAAAUACGCGUCGCAUACCGUGACGGCCGAGUUAGAGAGAGCUACCGUAGUUUUGGCGAUACCGCCGUCUAGUUAUACCGGUGUCAAAGAUAUCGUUGAUCUUGCCGUUGCUCGCGGAGGAGACACGGAUCUCCUCGAAUCGUUGACAAACGUCUGCGUCGCCGAGGACGACCAGGACGAACGCAAUAUCGAGCAGCCGCGAGCUCUGUUGGCCGAUCAAAUGUCCACGCUCAAGUAUGCUUUAACCAGACCGAACGUUCAGUUCCUGAUAUACGAAGCGCACACGGUUUUCCCCUCGGAAACGACAGAGAUGAUUCGGCAUGUGGUCGAUUACGUAAAUCGAAUAGCCGCGGAGAAGUACGUCCGCGAUCAUACGUUGAAAAAGAAGGCGCCGAAGGAAGGAAAAGAAUCGUCGAAAUCGAGCAAACCGGAGAAAAGUGAAGAAUCGGUCAAGGAUGACGGAAUAUCAACUAUUUCCACAAACGUUAACGUUCCGGACAGCGAUCUUUUCGAGGUGGGCAGCAUCGACGAUAUCUACGGAGAGAACGUCAGCCACAUGCUCGAUCCAGGAUGCUUUCUCGCUGUAAUAAAAAGAAAGGAAAUGAUGCAGUUCGACUCGUUGUUUAUGAUCAAGGUGGCGGAAUCCAAAGGAUUGUUUGGCGAUCCCAAGCAACGACGAGAGACGAAACGCGAACCGGUCCCACUCGAUCCUUCUUCUCGACGAAACUCGUUGAUCGAUCCUCGCAAAACACCGAAACGCUGCAAGAUCGAAAUCGAACGAAUAAUGGCGCCCACGCACUCUUCGUUGACGAGAACCUCGAACGAAAAUUCGCUAUGUCCGCGGCAUCAGAGACGCCAGGCUUGCGGGUCAAGUAUUCGAGCAGAGGUACGCGAAAGAAGGAAAUGGAACGAACGUUAUCGUGGUCGGUGCCGAACAGACUCCGACGCGUCGUCGUCUUUCGGAUAUCGAUCGACGGAUGGAGAUUCGGGAACGUCUAAACUUCCGUAUCCAUGGAAUAUCGUGACUCCUCGCCUUCCAUUGAUAUUCGAUAAUCGUUCAACAGUCGCGACCGGAAGCUUUCGGACUCGGGAUUCCAUCAAAAAUCCAUUCAAAAGACGCGCUCGUACGUCACGCGAUAUGACUCUUUCGCCGAUUACGUUAAAGCAGGAGUUGCGAGCGAUCUACUCGUUGUAUCGUACAAAUAUCUGUUCGGCUCGGUCCAAAGUAGACGCGUCCGAUCAACGAACGUUAGCGCUGCAAGAACAAGUCUCGCCGAUGCUGUCUAGCACGCUCAGCGUCGAACGUCCGACAGGACGCCAACUAAAAUACGCUAACGCGUCGAGUACGAUUCUGAGAUCACCGAUUCUGGCUCGAGCACUACGACGUAUCCCACUGGAGAACAAGAUCGAGGAUUCCGAGAAAGAAUACGUUGACCGAUACUCGAAGCCUGGUGCUGCUGAAUGGUGCCCGGUAUCGAGAAGAACAUUGACGUCGGCGUCGGCGUCGCGACUCGUUCGGCCAGGCCUACGCGAACGCGUACGCGUACGCGGUUUCAUCGAACAUGCACGACUUGCUUCUUACCGCGAUCGUCGCCAGCUAAAAACCGCCACAGCUCGACGGAUUUCUUCGGCCUGCCAUCACUUUUAUCAACAGCCGUCGGAUCCUUGA